Arabidopsis arenosa is the source of this 824-nucleotide messenger RNA. The record is from the annotation of a GenBank genome assembly. Lineage: Eukaryota; Viridiplantae; Streptophyta; Magnoliopsida; Brassicales; Brassicaceae.
GGUCGCGGAGAAUGGGCGUGUCAUGCGUGGGAUGACAUGGAUUCUUCGAGGCCUUGGGGUGGCGGUAUAUUGGGAAAGCGCAUUGUAUACCGAGAUGUCCCCACGGGCAUCGUUUCACCCCGUCGCCGAAGAGAAUGGGCGUGUCAUGACAUGGGCUGACAUGGAUUCUCCUAGGCCGUGGGUGGCGGUAUAUUCGGAAUGCGCCCUGAAAUACCGAGAUGUCCCCAUGGGCAUCGAUUCCACCCGCCUAGGUUGGAUGGUCGUGCUUCGUUGGAAAGCAUGGAUCCGCCUAGGCUGUCCCGAGUUGAGCAAGGUUGUUACGUCGUGCGGGUUUCUCGGCGUCACAUCCAGUUUACCUUUUGCGGAUGUUCUUGGCAACCAUCUUUUGAUGGGAAGUGGAUAUCGGCUGGUAGUGACACGAGGCUCCCGGUUUUGUGUGUAUCCUUCGCACUGCGGCUCCGAUAUUCGCAGCCUAGCCGAAUAUUUCGGAGGAGUCGGGGAACGAUUGAUGUUUUUGGGUCAAUUGAACGUUCGGCGUAUGAGUGGUGAUCGGAUAGCUAGUGUUUGUAGGCUCCGUGCUCGCGCACCCAACUACUUACCACCUAUCCUUCUCAGUUACUUCACGGGCGAUGUUACGCUCGAUGAUCGGAUCCGGGGCCUGUGUUGCGUACCUAACUAGAAGGUAUUGUUGAGUUUGGUUUACACCUUUGUCCGCGGCAUCUCCUUCGUGGGGAAGUCGUGGGCACAAAAAUCGGCCCUUGUUUACCUCUCGACAUUGCAUUUGUUGCCUUGUUCGCAUUGGUGAAUAAGUUGCCGGUUGAAAU